Molecule: messenger RNA, 750 nt
Organism: Peronospora matthiolae
Lineage: Eukaryota; Oomycota; Peronosporomycetes; Peronosporales; Peronosporaceae
Source: the annotation of a GenBank genome assembly
AUGGGCACGCUAACCAAGCGCACUGAGCGCGUCCUAUCGGACGCUGCCGAGAAAGUGGCUCGGGCAGAAGAGGCCGCUCGUCUGUACGAAGCCCAGUUGCUCGAAGCCACGUCUGCGAAGCGCCGACUCGAGGAGGAGAACGAGAAGCUGCGGACUUCCAUACUUAAUAUGGCACUACAGAAUGCUAGCGUCGACUUGCGUCGCGAGCACGUGCAGCUGCGUCAGACGUUGGAUUCGUACCAGACGAAGAUUGAUCAAAUGAGAGAGAUCUCGCUGCUCUCGGCCAAAGUGGUGGACAGCCGCAUCAAGACGAAACAGGGCCGGCAGUAUGUCGAGUACAAACUCCAGAUCGAGACGGACAUUCGGGGCACAUUGGUGCUUUGGCAUCGAUACAGCACGUUCCUGAACUUGGCCGCGACACUGAAGGCGAAAAACCCAAGCAGCGAGCACGAUAUUCCCGAGCUCCAGACCCAAAGUCUCACGGGUUUUUUCUCGGACCAAUUGAUAAUCGACCGAAUCGCUAAAUUGAACGAAUUUCUCGUGGUUGUGACGAAAGCCGAUGAGUUUCAGUGGGGCAUUCGGAUAGACAAGGACACGUGCGUGUACAAGCGCAAGAGCAAGCGCGUCGAUCGCUCGUUUAGCGUCGGCUCCUCUCGGGAGAGUAUCUCGACGCUCACGCCCAGUAUGCGCGACAGUAUGUUCAUGCCCGCGUCGUCUCGCGCGUCGACGAUCUCGAUGGACUCGUAUUAG